GAGAUUAUUGGGUUUCACUAGGCCCAUGUUAUUGUGGGAAAUCAUAUCUGAAUCUCUCUCCUUAUGUAUAUGAAUGUCGUCAACAUGAUCUAAAACGCUCCUCCAUACUCAAAAUCUCAGAUCAUAUCGUCUUCUCUUUCUCUCCCUCCCAUCUCGCAAAACCCACGAUCUUAAGAUGGAAUCCAGUGGCAAUCAUGGAGGGAUCCAGCAACUGCUUGCUGCUGAACAAGAAGCUCAGCAAAUCGUCAAUGCCGCUAGGACCGCGAAAAUGGCAAGGCUGAAGCAAGCCAAGGAAGAGGCUGAGACCGAGAUUGCUGAUCACAAAACCACUACGGAGCAUUCUUUCCAGAGGAAGCUCGAAGAGACCAGUGGAGAUUCAGGUGCAAACGUGAAGAGGCUUGAGCAAGAGACUGAUGAGAAGAUCGAGCAGUUGAAGAACGAAGCUUCCAGGAUUUCCAGAGAUGUUGUGGACAUGCUUCUCAAACAUGUCACCACUGUCAACAACUGAGAUAUAUAUACCAUCCGUCUUUGAGAUGGUGUCGAGUGUUAUUUUUGAGUGGAAUUAUUCAUCAUUCGUUUCUUUUAUGGAUUCCAUGUUUCAACUGUUGCUUUUGAUUUUGAACUUCAGCCUUCAGAGUUGCUGUAUUCAUCUCUCUGAAGACGUACAGAAUACAGAUCUUUUGUGUAUUGUAAUAAAUUUCAGAACAAAAGGAAACCAAUGAUUUUUUUUUUGUUUUGAUCA
Molecule: messenger RNA, 742 nt
Organism: Brassica napus (rape)
Lineage: Eukaryota; Viridiplantae; Streptophyta; Magnoliopsida; Brassicales; Brassicaceae
Product: V-type proton ATPase subunit G2-like
Exons: 4
Coding region: 176-508 (110 amino acids)
Biological process (GO): proton transmembrane transport
Cellular component (GO): vacuolar proton-transporting V-type ATPase complex
Molecular function (GO): proton-transporting ATPase activity, rotational mechanism
Source: RefSeq, a predicted model, not a curated record